AUGUGUAAGGCCAGGAGAGAAGAAGGAAAGGACGGAAGGGAAGGACGGAAGGGAAGGACAGAAGGAAAGGAAGGGGAGACAGGGAGGGGCAAGAAGGAAAAAGGAGGAAGCAACUCACUGUUUGAUGCAAUCUUUUCCUCGAUGUUUUCGACUCAGGGUCUCGGCUGCUCUCAAGCUUCGGUUUUGCGCGGUAAAUCUCUCUUGACCACGGGCGUUCGCAGACAACCCACGGUAGACCAAUCAAGGUCGCGGUACGCUGUCAGGUUCGGUGUGUAUCUCCUUCAGACGAAUCGGAGGACAUCGGCCCAGCGCCAACUAUCAAGUUGA
This is a messenger RNA of Colletotrichum siamense, 327 nucleotides long. RefSeq lists its product as uncharacterized. The record is from RefSeq and is a predicted model, not a curated record. The coding region runs from base 1 to 327 and encodes 108 amino acids. The transcript is spliced from 3 exons. NCBI's taxonomy places the organism in Eukaryota, Fungi, Ascomycota, Sordariomycetes, Glomerellales, Glomerellaceae.